Desarmillaria tabescens is the source of this 1292-nucleotide messenger RNA. RefSeq lists its product as uncharacterized. NCBI's taxonomy places the organism in Eukaryota, Fungi, Basidiomycota, Agaricomycetes, Agaricales, Physalacriaceae. The record is from RefSeq and is a predicted model, not a curated record. The transcript has a single exon. Bases 305 to 1138 code for a protein of 277 amino acids.
UCCUCGUGCACUGAGAGAGCGAAAGGAGCUCACACUAUAUAUGCGGCGCGCGCUCUGCUUUGUCGACGCGACUAGGAAGAACCUUGAUGCUGCUGAACGCGACUAGUAGGAAGUGCCAAGAACCUCACGGCGAUCAUCCGGACCGAGGACCGAGAAUUGCUUCAAAGAAUUACUUGAUACCGUAGUUUUGGAUCGUGACAUUCGUCGACAUGAGGAUGAUGGCUUGUUCUUUGUUCAUCUCGAGCCUUUCUUCUCUGCGCCUAAAAAGACCAGGCAAGCACCAUGCCACCAUUACCAUCCCAUCAUGUCUCAGGCUCAUAUCCCUCGCCCCCGGAACGCGUUCAUUUUUUUCCGUUCUCACUACCUACGCCUGCACAAGGAGGAAGACAAUCAGAACGUUAUCUCCUGCGCUGCAGGCGAAGCAUGGCAUGCUCUGAGUGCCGAAGAGAAGGAGCCGUUUCGUGAGCUUGCCAAGAAGGAGAAGGAGCGUUAUGAGGAGGAUUAUCCAGGGUAUAGUUACUCGCCAGGAAAGGGGAAUGGUGGGGGAUCCGGAGGAGCGAGGAAGAGAAGCGGGAGUACUGGAGAGUCUAGGAGCAGGAGGUCCAUCACAAGGAAGUCGUCAUCUUCCCAGUCACCGACGCCAUCUUUGACGUCAUCAGCCUCGUCACUGUCCACCCCGCCACCCCGUACACCGUCACCAUCGCGCGCGCCCUCUGUCCCACCGUCUGUGCCAUCCUCUCCUGUAGCAGCACCGCGCACCAUCAUGAGAAGGCCCAGCGGGCGUACGCCCGUCAUUCCCUCAUCCGUCGCCAUGUCCUUGCGCGGUUCGCUAUCGAAGCCCAAGCGCGACGUACCAGUGUACAAGUUCCCUCCAAUCGCACCGCUCCCACCCUUAUCGACUUACGAUGCCGCGCACGAUGACUGGACUCCUGGGUAUGAGACAUCGCUCACCAUGCCUCUCAAUUUUGAUUACGACCUGCAAGGGUGCGACAUCGCGACAUCAAUUGACUGGAACUCCCUGGAGUCGCCGUACAUGUUUGGGGAGGAAUUGGAAGUUCGCUCCACGUCGAAAGACUCUGGAGAGAAGGUCGUGGUGUCGGUGUCAUUGAAAGAAAAUGACAUGGACCUUUCCAUGUGAACGUAUAAAUAGGCCCGCUUCUGAUACCGGCCUCUAUAAAUAGCCCCGACUCGAAUUGUAUUACUAUCAUCUAGACUAGACCGACAUGUUUUGUUAAGUGUAUUCACCUAACGCAUCAGAUCCUGAAUCAAUAACGACUAUACAUCAUGGCCUG